AUGAAGCAGGCCGCCUGGCUUGCAACCUACAACCGCCGCCUCGCCACAAACGAGCAGAUCCUCGUCGAGGUCCGGAGCUUCCUCGAGGAUAUCCACACAUUCCAAAACGACUGCGUCGACAGGAACACAAGAUUCAAGGCCAUCUGCGCCCGAUACGACGCCCUCUUCCUCGCCCCGGCGUCCACCCCCGGCUCGAGCGCCGCCUACCUCGCAUCGCAGCGCGCGGCCACCACGGACCACAACCUGGACGUCGAGCGCUACGACGCCGCCGUCGACGCCCUGCAGACCGAGCUGGUGGUUCUGGAGCGCGACUUGGGCCUCCACGAGCACAGAAAGUCGCGGGAGACGGCGGCUGCGAUCCGACACCUGCGCGCCGAGGCGGCGGGCGUGCGGGAGCCCAACCUCUGGUACGAGGUGUGGAGGUCGCGGUGCCAUGGGCGCAGGGACGCGGGCACGUAUGCGUCGGGGUGCAUCGAGAUCCUGAGCACGGCAGUUGCGAGGUGCGCGGCGGUCAUCUCCGAGCACCGGGCCAACUGCGCUUCCAUCAACGACCGCCACAUCAAGGCGCAGCUGAAAAUCAGGGCGGAGGGUAUCGCCAUGAGGUACGGGGUGCAACCCAGCGCCGAGUUCAUGGAGCGGCCUAGUCAAGACGGCCUGGCGAGACUUCAAGAGCAGGGAGAGGCGGCGUCGACAGAUUGGACGCUAGAGAGGAGAAACGUCAGUCGUUCGAGGAUUGAAAGGCAGGAGAAGCUGUUGCAGAAGCAGCUCGAGCAGAAAAAUACCCUGGAGCGCUACUAUUCCCGUACGAAGAUGUUCCACCAACGGGCUUUAGAUCUCAUUGAUGACAACAUAUACGACCUCAAGAACAAAAUGACCGAUGUCAAAGCAGCAGAGGUUAUAGAGACACUGGAGCUCUGGGUCGAGCUUGUUGAUGUGCCGGACCUUGAUUCCAGCAACGGCUCGUCUCCCCCCGAAUCCACCGAGUCCCGAUGA
This is a messenger RNA of Pyricularia oryzae 70-15, 993 nucleotides long. RefSeq lists its product as uncharacterized. Lineage: Eukaryota; Fungi; Ascomycota; Sordariomycetes; Magnaporthales; Pyriculariaceae. The transcript has a single exon. Bases 1 to 993 code for a protein of 330 amino acids. The record is from RefSeq and is a predicted model, not a curated record.